GCCAUAGCUCAAGUCGGUCUCAUGCAUAACCAUUGGUAUUGUUAAACGGCGAUCUUCCUGAACCAGCGCCUCGACUUUGUUCACUGUGUCCAUAUCAUCAGUAAGUGAGGGGCGUCCACUUCUUGGCUCAUCUGUGAGAGACAUGUUACCGGUUUGGAAAUUCCUUUUCCAUCUCACAACAGUGUCAUAGAAGGGACUAUCAUCACCAUCAACAGAUUUCAUCUCAUCGUGAAUUUGUCUUGCAGUGCAGCCCUUCAAGUGAAAGAACCUAAUGACACUGCGCGCUUCAGUCUUCUUCAUACUUGGAGAAAUAUCCACCAUGAAAACCUUUGCUGUAGCAGUCUGUUUGGUCCUGUUGGUGGCGAUGGCCUCAGCCACAUACAGACAAUACGGCGGAGGCUACGGAGGAUAUGGAAGUGCAUACUAUCCAAGAUACGGAUAUGGAGGAAAUGAUGCAUGGAACAACCAAGACUUCAAUCAGUAUGCCAACAUCAAUCAGCAACAGUCCAACAAGCAAAAGGUCGACCAAGAUUACUAUCGUCGUGGUGGACAUGGAUUCUUCUACCCCGGCGGCAAGGGCCAUUGGUGAUAAUAUGAUUGUCCAUUCACAUUGUCCAUAAUGCAGGACCAUAAUCUUUGCUUAUGUGACUAAUAUGACCUGAAUAAAAACGUAAGUGCUAUAA
Molecule: messenger RNA, 683 nt
Organism: Haliotis rubra (blacklip abalone)
Lineage: Eukaryota; Metazoa; Mollusca; Gastropoda; Lepetellida; Haliotidae
Exons: 2
Coding region: 272-589 (105 amino acids)
Source: RefSeq, a predicted model, not a curated record